Hansenula anomala is the source of this 591-nucleotide messenger RNA. RefSeq names its product Fmp32p (gene FMP32). The coding region runs from base 1 to 591 and encodes 196 amino acids. Gene Ontology annotation, cellular component: mitochondrion. The record is from RefSeq and is a predicted model, not a curated record. The transcript has a single exon. NCBI's taxonomy places the organism in Eukaryota, Fungi, Ascomycota, Saccharomycetes, Phaffomycetales, Wickerhamomycetaceae.
AUGCUACCAAGGAUCGGUAUACGGAACUUCUCAACGUUUAGGCCACUCAGAGCCGUCCAUUUUGAUACCAGAAAGUUUGUGCUACAACUCCAAGAUGAAGGCUUUACACCCGAACAAAGUGAAGGAGUUGUACGUAUAGUGUCAUCAGCAUUAGCAGAUGGCGUUAAUUCAAUUGGAUCCACAUUAGUCACUAAAGAGAUAUUGUCCAAGAUGACAUAUCAACAAAAAGUUGAUUUUGCGAAACUACGUGGUGAAUUACAAACUAUUGAUCGUUCUGAAUUCACAGCAAUUCAAAGUGAAAAUGAGAGGCUACGUAAUGAUUUAGAGAAAUUGAGAACUAGAAUAAGGGAAGAGAUUACUAAGAGUAAUGCUGGUGUUAGAUUGGAUUUGAAUUUGGAGAAGGGUAGAAUAAGAGAGGAAGGGUCUCAACAUGAAUCUCAUAUAAGUGAAAUCAAUACCCGUAUUGAUCAAGAAGUUGCCAAUAUGAAGAUGCAAAUUGAUGGUGUCAAGACUCAAGUUAUGCAAUGGUUGAUUGGUGUUUGUACUGGUACAUUCGCUUUAGUUUUAGCUUACGUUAGAUUAUUAACCUGA